Messenger RNA from Cannabis sativa, 1343 nucleotides. RefSeq lists its product as uncharacterized. Lineage: Eukaryota; Viridiplantae; Streptophyta; Magnoliopsida; Rosales; Cannabaceae. The transcript has a single exon. The record is from RefSeq and is a predicted model, not a curated record. The coding region runs from base 226 to 1083 and encodes 285 amino acids.
ACAUUGGUAGGCUCUUUUAUUUUACAGCAAAAAGGAAAAAUUAGCAUAAAUACUUAACUACCGCCUCAUUAAUAGAGUCCCACUUCUACACUUUCUUAUCAACUAAUUCUUAUAAAUACAUCAAUUUAUAACAACCUUACAUAUUUUACUAACCCUUCUUCUUCUUCUUCUUCUUUCUCCUUAUAUAUACUAACAUAUUUUGCCUAAUAACAAAUCUACAUAGCCAUGGAUUGGUCCUCAUGGCUAUCCAAAACCAGCCUAGAACCACAUCUAGUCCACAAAUACAGCCUCUGUUUCACCCAAAACGAGCUUCAAUUCGAAGACAUAGCAUCCUUAAACCAUGAGUGUCUUCAAAGCAUGGGCAUAGUCGUGGCCAAACACAGGCUUGAGAUUCUCAAGCUAGCCAAGAAGGAAAGUAGUAAUAAUGGGGCCAACCCCAGAUCCAUUUCAAGGCUUUUUGUAGCUAUAAGUAAGACCAAGAAGUCGUUUAGCAAGUAUUUUAGUCGUUUGGUUGUUCAUGAUGACAUGCCGUCUAAGGGUUCGCCUGAGCGAGUGAGGUACCACCACCAACACCACCAUUAUCAGUACCAAGAGCAGUUGAAAGGAGCUUUUUUGAGAAAACAGAACAGUGGUGAGAUUGUCAGAGAUGACAGGCCCGCACUCAAGAAGGCUUUAGCUCUUUCAGGGCCCAUUGAUUUAAGGAUCCAUGAUCGGUUGAUGGCCCAUAAUAAUGCUACUAAGAGUUUGAAGCUUUCUGGGCCUUUAGAUGGUAAGCUUAAUGAGAGGUUGAUGUACCCGAAUAAAAGCCCAAGAUUGAUGACUGGGCCGCCUGAUGGCAAAAUUCUUGGGACGGAGAGGUUGAUGAUCAUGACGACUAGAAGCCCACGAUUGUCUGGGCCUUUGGAUGGAAUGGGCCAAGAUAGGUUACUGGUUGCAAAUAAAACCCCAAAGUUAUCUGGGCCUGUAGAUGGCAGGCCUCCAAGCCCAAAGUUCUGUUGCCCAUAUGAGAAGGAAAAGGAGGAAGUUGAGUAUGAUGAACAUUCACUUUGGCCUGCACUGUUCCAAGACAUGAAACCUACUUAGAAAGAUUUUCCAGGUCUCUUUUCAAAGGUUUGAGAUUGAAUUAGAUAUAAUUAUGUAUAACUUUCAGACUUGUUUUUACUUCAUAGAUAAAUAUAAUUUACAGUGCCACUUGUGUUUGACCUUUUUUUUAUGCAUAAAUAAAUAUUUUGGGGGUGUCAUUAGAAGUUUCCUGAUACAUAUAGUGUAUGCAUUUAUGUAUUUCCCUUGUAUUUUUUGCAAACUUGGGGCUUUGUCUAUUAAUACUGUUAAAUAUUGAGGCA